AUGCACUGCACGCCCUUGUCUGAGCUUCGCCAAAAUCCAAGCGACCUGCCAUGGGUUGUACAGAAAUAUGGAGGAACUAGUGUCGGCAAGUUUCUGCAAGUCAUUGCCUCUGAUAUUGUUCCAUCUUAUUUGGAAACGAAUCGAGUAACCAUUGUAUGCUCUGCACGAAGUGGCGAAACGAAAGAGAAAGGAACAACGAACCAACUCUUACGUGCAGCUGAAGAAGCUUUGACAACCGGAUCGAAUAAGCACUUGGAAAUCGUAAAGGAAAUCACGGCCGAUCAUUUGAAAGCAGCUCGAUCAGUUAUCAAAAACCCAACGAUUCUCGAGAAACUGGAAGCACAAAUCGAGAAGGAUUGUUUGAAACUUCGCUCAUUCCUGCAAGCUGCUGAGAUAAUCGACGAAAUAUCACCCAGAUCAAGAGAUAUCAUUGCUGGUAUUGGCGAAUUGCUGUCAUGUAGCAUUGUUACGGCGAUUUUGCAGGAUAAUGGAAUUGAUAGUCAGCUUGUCGUGUUAAACAAUAUCAUUGAUCGUGAAUUCACUACCCUGGAUCAGGAGUUUUACGAUUACUUAUCCCAGCAAUUGGGUGAUGUUGUUCGCCAGUGUGGCGAUAAGAUUCCAGUGCUGACUGGUUUCUUUGGCAAUGUCCCCGGCAGUUUGCUUACCACGAUUGGACGUGGCUAUACCGAUUUAUGUGCUGCAUUAGUGUCUGUUGGAUUAGACGCUCAGGAAUUGCAAAUUUGGAAAGAAGUGGAUGGUGUAUUUACUGCGGACCCACGCAAGGUGUCGGAUGCACGACUACUACCGAACAUUACGCCCGAAGAAGCAGCAGAGUUGACGUAUUAUGGCUCUGAAGUGAUUCAUCCCUUUACGAUGGAACAAGUCAUCCGAGCCGAAAUUCCUAUCCGCAUUAAAAACGUAGAAAAUCCUGCAGGAUCAGGUACUAUCAUCUUCCCUGAAGAUCAGAAGUUGGUGUUGGAGGGAGCAGUUUCAACAGCAGCAACAGCAAACGAUAGUCGUCAAAAGCUUCCCACUGCCGUCACUAUCAAGGACAAUAUCUGUGUGCUAAACGUCCAUUCGAAUCGGAAGAAUGUGAGCCAUGGCUUUUUGGCCAAGAUUUUCGCUACCUUGGAUGAGUAUGGUGUGGUUGUUGACCUUAUCUCGACGUCCGAGGUUCACGUGUCAAUGGCCUUGGGAUCCGACAUGGUCCAAGCGAAUCUAGAUAAGGCAAUUGUCGAUUUGGAGCAGCUGGGAACGGUGGAUGUUUUGCGUGAUAUGGCUAUUCUUUCACUUGUUGGCAAGCAGAUGAAGAAUACGGUUGGUACAGCGGGAAAAAUGUUUACUGCCCUAGCAUCUGCAGGUGUCAAUAUUGAAAUCAUAUCCCAGGGCGCAUCAGAAAUCAAUAUAUCCUGUGUAGUUGACAAGGCGAACGCUCUAUCAGCUAUGAAGGCUAUUCACAAAGGACUCUUAUCCGCCGAAGCGCUCCAAGAAGCCGUCUUAUAG
This is a messenger RNA of Zychaea mexicana, 1503 nucleotides long. RefSeq names its product Aspartate/glutamate/uridylate kinase. NCBI's taxonomy places the organism in Eukaryota, Fungi, Mucoromycota, Mucoromycetes, Mucorales, Lichtheimiaceae. Gene Ontology annotation, molecular function: aspartate kinase activity. The coding region runs from base 1 to 1503 and encodes 500 amino acids. The record is from RefSeq and is a predicted model, not a curated record. The transcript is spliced from 6 exons.